This is a messenger RNA of Cyprinus carpio (common carp), 1609 nucleotides long. Its product is annotated as guanine deaminase. NCBI's taxonomy places the organism in Eukaryota, Metazoa, Chordata, Actinopteri, Cypriniformes, Cyprinidae. The transcript has 14 exons. Gene Ontology annotation, cellular component: cytosol. Gene Ontology annotation, biological process: guanine catabolic process. Gene Ontology annotation, molecular function: guanine deaminase activity; zinc ion binding. The record is from RefSeq and is a predicted model, not a curated record.
GGUUUGUGACAUACCCAGGAAUUCUGCAAUGAUUCAUGUCGUAUAUAAAAGUUCAGAGAAGUCACAUUUGAAAAAAUCUGUGUCAAAAAAUGAAUCGGAACGACACAACCGCGCGCAUUGCGCACGUCUUCAGGGGAACAUUUGUGCACUCCACAUCGGGAGCUGCGGUUGAGAUUCUGCAGAACUGUGUCUUAGGAGUCGACGAUCAGGGCAAGAUUGCAUUUAUUGAAAAUGAUCGAGAUGAGGAGAGUCUUUCAAAAUUGUGGGGGUUUGGAGCUUCAGACAUAAAACAGCUUGGACAACAUGAGUUUCUAAUGCCUGGAAUGGUUGAUACACACAUUCAUGCAUCUCAGUAUAGCUAUACUGGCACCGCCUUAGACCUGCCUCUGCUGGAGUGGCUCAACACUUACACUUUCCCUGUGGAAGCCAAGUAUAAAGACUUAGAGUUUGCCAAUAAUGUCUACACUAAAGUUGUGAGAAGAACCUUAAAGAACGGCACCACUACUGCUUGUUAUUUUGCCACAAUACACACUGAUGCCUCUCUUCUGCUUGGAGAGCUUGCAGAUAAGUUUGGACAAAGAGCUUUACAAUAAAGUUUGUAAGACUGCAAUUCUGCAUGACAGUACAAAGAAAGUUCAAGCGAAUGUAAAGAGGAGACAGAUCGUUUCAUCAAAGAGCUUCUCAAAAAGAAGUAUCCGAAAGUUAAGCCUGUGGUUACUCCUCGAUUCGCUCCUUCCUGUUCCUCCUCACUGCUCAGUGAAUUGGGUGAAAUUGCCAACAACAACAAGCUUCACAUUCAGAGUCACAUCAGUGAGAACAAAGGGGAAGUGGAGCUUGUGAAAACAUUGUUCCCAGGCUGCAAAUCCUACACUGAUGUUUACCUCAAGCACAAGCUGCUUACAGAUAGGACAGUAAUGGCCCAUGGUUGUCACCUAACUGAUGAAGAACUGGAGAUCUUCCAUGAAACAGGAUCUGCAAUCUCUCACUGUCCAAACAGUAACAUUUCGAUUUGCAGUGGGAUGCUAAAUGUGCGCAAUGUUUUGAACCACAAAGUGAAAUUGGGCUUGGGGACAGAUGUAGCAGCAGGCUACUCCCCAUCCAUGCUAGAUGCUAUGCGAAGAACUCUUGAUACGUCCAAAGCCCUGACCAUCCAGGACCCUCAGCAUAAGACUCUGAGCUUUGAGGAGGUUUUCAGAUUGGCUACCCUUGGAGGCAGUGAAGCCCUCUCACUGGAUGAUCAGAUUGGAAACUUUGUGGUAGGGAAGGACUUUGAUGCCCUGCGUGUGAAUGUUUGCGUUCCUGAAGGACCGAUCGAUUUGUUUCCUGGUGAAGGCCCCAAGGUCAUUUUGGAGAAGUUUAUAAAUUUAGGCGAUGAUCGAAAUAUUACUGAAGUCUACGUGGCUGGAAGACAAGUGGUUCAAUUUCCAGAUACAUAGUUACUGUCUAGUUGUUUUUACCAGAAUUAUAAUUUUAAGAUCAAAGUUUAGAUUUUCUAAAGGAUGCUAUAGAUUUAUAUUAAUAUAUUAUAUCAAAAUAUAUUAUGUUGUCUUCUGUUUACUAGUUGUGUUGAUCAUGGAAAUUUUAUAUUAAUCUACAACAAAUUGACAAU